This is a messenger RNA of Pelobates cultripes (western spadefoot toad), 2145 nucleotides long. NCBI's taxonomy places the organism in Eukaryota, Metazoa, Chordata, Amphibia, Anura, Pelobatidae. The record is from the annotation of a GenBank genome assembly.
CUCGCGAGCUGCCAUAACGCCGAUUCAAGAUGGCGGCCCCCAGUCCUGAUUUACUGUUACCAGCCCGUAGCAGCUCGCCGGAGCCGGCUCUGUCCCCCGCUGCCCCGGAGGAUGGCGGCCAUGGCAGGGUGUGCUCGCUGUGCCUCUCCCGGCCUGGGAUAUACACGUGCCCGCGGUGUAACGGCCCUUACUGCAGCCUGCCCUGUUACCGGGGGCCCAGACACACGGCCUGCUCCGAGGACUUCUACCGGGAGGCCGUGCUCAGCGUGCUGCGGGAGGAGGGGCCCAGCGGGAGACGGGAAAUGGAGGACAUCCUGCUCAGAAUGAAACGGGAGGAGGAAGCAGGACGCCAUUACCGGGGUCUGGGGGAGGCUGGCAUAGGAGGCACUCACAGUGAGGAGGAGGCUGGCAUGGGGAACACUCACACUCACAGUGAGAGAGAGGCUGGCAUGAGGAACACUCACAGUGAGAAGGAGGCUGGCAUGGGGAACACUCACAGUGAGGAGGAGGCUGGCAUGAGGAACACUCACAGUGAGGGAGAGGCUGGCAUGGGGAACACUCACAGUGAGGAGGAGGCUGGCAUGAGGAACACUCACAGUGGGGGAGAGGCUGGCAUAGGAGGCACUCACACUCACAGUGGGGGAGAGGCUGGCAUAGGAGGCACUCACAUUUCCAGUGGGGUGGAGACAGCCAUGUGGAAUAGUCUUUCUGACAGGGAGAAAGAGGACUUCAAAAGACUAUUAAAGAGUGGAGACAUUGGAGCCUUGGUCCCUGAAUGGAUACCAUGGUGGGUGGCCGAGAAAGGGACCUCAGAAAUUAAAAACACAAAGAUUGUGGAGCUUCCAAAUUCAGUGAGUUCUGGUGAUAGAAAAGAUAGAGAUCAUGAAGCUGACUCAAGGAACCACUUGCAAGAAGAAAAUGACCCCAAGUCAGUAACCUCAGAUAGCUUAAUUAAUUCAAGUACUGAAGAAAAAAAGGAGAUUGUAUCAAAAGGAGAAAUGUCUACAUUUGCAACAAGUCACCUAGUGAACAGUGUAGAUCACCAAGAGGGUGAGGAACAAAGGGGGAUUCUUCCUGAUACUAUUAAUAUCCACCAGUACAAAAGCUGUUUAAAAAACAACCUGCAGGAUGUUAAGGAAGAGUGUACUGCAAAUGUUAAGCAGCUUGUACUAAGAAAGCCUAGAGUAAGAAUAAAGGAGGAUUCACCUGAAGAAGUUGCCAACCAGCCUAAAUGCUCUGGUAUUCCACUCCCAUUUAUAUCUAUCCCACCCUUGUCUUCACUCAGCCGAAACCCUUCCCAGUUGGUCCAGUUCAGUGUUGUGAAUGCUCUUUAUGGUUAUGCCUUUUCUCUCCAGCGGCAUAAUGGUGAUUUGAGUGAUGAAGACAUACUCUUGGAUUUCACUGAGACAUUGCUAGGUGUUUCUGCUACACUCAGCUCCAAUGUGGUCUACAAUUCCACAGCCCAUGCUCUGCAGAGUGCUGUGCGUGUUGCAUCAGACCCAUUAUUAAGUGGAGACCAGGUAGGAGCCUGCUCUGCUAUGGAAGCUACAUCAAAAAUCCUUCAAGGAGAUGGCAGCAAGACCUUUCCACUAGCUGCCUUGGCCCAUAUGUCGCGUGUUCUGGGAAAGGCUCGAAAACUAGUGUCCCAGGACAAGCAUUUGCGACAUGUAAUUUUCAAUGCCAAGAAAAAGUGUUUGUUCCUGGCUGCAUGGGCGAAUGAAAAUGAGGACUGUCUUCCAAUGCUAUCGGAAGCUGUCAAAAUAGAGCAUCAACAAUACCGUCAGUAUGUCAAUGGAUUGACUGAGAUAUCAAGGGGAAUUGAAAAAGUGUGGGGUGGAAAAAGACCUCCUGAGAAAAAGUCACUGAUAGAAGAGGUUGGCUCAGAGACAACAUGACAUUAACAAACACACCUAUUAUUUUUUUUUUUUUUUUUUAAUUGAACAUUUUUUCUUUGAGUUAUUUAUUUUACUGUAAUAAAGAUAUGUUCAGACUGCAAUUUACUGCACAAUAUUCUUGGUGAUUAAGAGAACAGUUAAAAGUUCUUCACUCUUGUAUUUUAUUCCAUAAACUCUGAAUUUAUAGAAUUGGUAUUCAGUCCUUUCAGCUACAUAGUUUAUGGGCUUCAACUUAGAGCAGUUAAAGGAC